Molecule: messenger RNA, 3602 nt
Organism: Nymphaea colorata (pocket water lily)
Lineage: Eukaryota; Viridiplantae; Streptophyta; Magnoliopsida; Nymphaeales; Nymphaeaceae
Product: aconitate hydratase, cytoplasmic
Exons: 20
Coding region: 272-3283 (1003 amino acids)
Biological process (GO): citrate metabolic process; tricarboxylic acid cycle
Cellular component (GO): mitochondrion; cytosol
Molecular function (GO): 4 iron, 4 sulfur cluster binding; aconitate hydratase activity
Source: RefSeq, a predicted model, not a curated record
GACGUCUUUAAAUAUCAAUGUGUCAUCCCUCUCCUUCUUGCGUUUGCCCACUCUCUGUCCAUCCUCCCUCCCCCGCGCCCUUCCAAAUAAACGAAAACCGAUUUCGCGUCCUGCCGACUUCUCGAUCCCAGUUCCUGAUUUCUUCGUCGAUUUCGCUUUCUCCUCUCUCGCGGUCCUUCCGCCAAAAUCGAGAACAAAGUCAGGAUCCCGGGAACUCUCGCUGUGAUUGCGUAUUCCACUGUCUUGGAUCCUCCUGUUAGCGGGUGUCGUCAUGUACGUAACCGGCUCUGCUGGACUCAUUCGAGCGUCUAGGGUGCCGUCCCUCGGCGGCUUCACUAGAGCUCUUAUCUCUCCCACGUCGUCGACGUCUUCAUUGUCUUCGUCGUCAUCGCGGUUGCUUAGCUAUUCCGCCUCGCGGAGCGGGCUAUUUAACUCGAUCAGAGCGGCGUCGCCGAUUAGUGGGGGCUGGAUACGGGGGUUUUCUCGGUACGGUCUCGAUUGGAGGUCGCCGGUGAGUCUUCGCGCGCAGAUCAGGAGCUCGACGGCCGUGAUCGAGCGGUUCGAGAGAAAGAUGGCCACCAUGGCUUCCGAGAAUGCGUUCAAGGGAAUUCUGACCAGUCUGCCGAAGCCCGGAGGCGGUGAAUUCGGGAAAUUCUACAGUUUGCCAGCUCUCAAUGAUCCCAGGAUUGAUAGGCUCCCAUACUCGAUCAGGAUUCUCCUUGAGUCUGCAAUCCGUAAUUGUGAUGAAUUUCAGGUGAAAAAAGCCGAUGUCGAGAAGAUCAUUGAUUGGGAGAAUACUUCGCCGAAGCAGGUCGAGAUCCCAUUUAAGCCUGCUCGUGUCCUGUUGCAGGAUUUCACUGGUGUACCAGCUGUGGUUGACCUUGCUUGUAUGCGAGACGCCAUGAACAAGCUUGGAAGUGACUCCGACAAGAUCAAUCCUUUGGUGCCAGUGGACCUUGUCAUUGAUCACUCUGUCCAGGUUGACUUGGCCAGAUCAGAAAAUGCCGUGAAGGCAAAUAUGGAACUUGAGUUCCAGAGAAACAAAGAAAGGUUUGGUUUUCUUAAAUGGGGAUCAAAUGCUUUCCGUAACAUGCUUGUUGUUCCUCCUGGUUCUGGUAUUGUUCACCAGGUCAACUUGGAAUACUUGGGAAGAGUUGUAUUCAAUAACAACGGUAUUCUUUACCCUGAUAGUGUUGUCGGUACUGAUUCCCACACAACUAUGAUUGAUGGACUGGGUGUUGCUGGCUGGGGAGUUGGUGGAAUCGAAGCAGAGGCUGCCAUGCUUGGACAGCCAAUGAGUAUGGUUUUGCCUGGUGUGGUUGGGUUCAAAUUGUCUGGGAAAUUGCACAAUGGUGUAACAGCUACUGAUUUGGUUUUAACUGUCACACAAAUGUUGCGGAAGCAUGGUGUUGUUGGGAAGUUUGUAGAGUUCUAUGGUGAGGGCAUGGGGGGACUGUCAUUAGCUGAUCGUGCCACUAUAGCUAAUAUGUCACCUGAAUAUGGUGCAACCAUGGGCUUCUUCCCUGUAGACCAUGUCACUUUGCAAUACCUCAAAUUGACAGGAAGGAGUGAUGAAACUGUUUCAAUGAUAGAGGCCUACUUACGAGCAAACAAAAUGUUCGUAGACUACAGUGAGCCUCAGCAAGAAAGAGUAUACUCUUCUUACCUGGAAUUAGACCUUGCAGAUGUUCAACCAUGUAUUUCCGGCCCAAAGCGACCUCAUGACCGUGUGCCACUGAAGGAAAUGAAAGCAGAUUGGCAUUCUUGUUUGGAUAACAAGGUUGGCUUUAAGGGAUUUGAUAUUGCAAAGGAAGCACAAGGCAAAGUUGCAAAGUUCCAAUUUCAUGGGCAGCCUGCAGAGCUCAAGCAUGGAAGCGUUGUAAUAGCAGCUAUCACUAGCUGCACAAACACCUCUAACCCAAGUGUUAUGUUAGGUGCUGCACUUGUUGCGAAGAAAGCUUGUGAAUUAGGUCUCGAGGUUAAGCCAUGGGUCAAGACAAGUCUUGCGCCAGGUUCUGGGGUUGUAACCAAAUAUUUGGAAAAGAGUGGCCUGCAAAAGUACCUGAACCAGCAGGGGUUCCAUAUUGUUGGGUACGGUUGCACAACGUGUAUUGGUAAUUCUGGGGAUCUGGAUGAAUCGGUAGCAGCAGCUAUUUCAGAUAAUGACAUUGUUGCUGCUGCUGUACUUUCUGGAAACAGGAAUUUUGAGGGACGUGUUCAUCCUUUGACUCGUGCAAAUUACCUUGCUUCCCCUCCACUUGUUGUUGCAUAUGCCCUGGCUGGCACAGUUGACAUUGAUUUUGAAAAAGAACCAAUUGGUACAGGGAAGGAUGGAAAGAGUGUCUUCUUUAAGGAUAUCUGGCCUUCAACUGAAGAAGUUGCAGAGGUUGUGCAAUCUUGUGUGCUACCAGACAUGUUCAAGAGUACAUAUGAAUCAAUCACAAAGGGUAACCCAAUGUGGAAUGAGCUCUCUGUUCCAACAAGUAAACUCUACUCGUGGGAUCCAAGUUCAACAUACAUUCAUGAGCCACCAUACUUCAAGAACAUGACCAUGGCACCUCCUGGACCUCAUAGUGUGAAGGAUGCCUACUGCUUAUUGAACUUUGGUGACAGCAUAACUACUGAUCACAUUUCACCAGCAGGUAGCAUCCAUAAGGACAGUCCUGCUGCAAAGUAUCUCCUUGAACGUGGAGUUGACAGAAAAGAUUUCAACUCAUAUGGUAGUCGUCGAGGAAAUGAUGAGGUGAUGGCAAGGGGAACCUUUGCUAAUAUCCGUCUUGUGAACAAGCUUUUGAAAGGAGAAGUUGGGCCCAAGACAAUCCAUAUUCCUACAGGGGAGAAACUUUAUGUGUUUGAUGCUGCCACGAGAUACAAGGCUGAUGGGCAUGACACCAUUGUCCUGGCUGGAGCUGAAUAUGGCAGUGGGAGUUCUCGGGAUUGGGCUGCCAAGGGACCUAUGUUGCUGGGUGUGAAGGCUGUUAUCGCCAAGAGCUUUGAACGAAUUCACCGCAGCAACUUGGUUGGAAUGGGUAUCGUUCCACUUUGCUUCAAGCCUGGUGAGGAUGCAGAUACCCUGGGUUUGACAGGCCAUGAACGUUACACGAUCAAUCUUCCAGAAAAAAUCAGUGAGAUAAGGCCUGGUCAGGACAUUACUGUGGUUACUGACAACGGCAAGUCUUUCACCUGCACAGUCCGCUUUGACACAGAGGUGGAGUUGGCCUAUUUCAACCACGGAGGCAUUCUUCCAUUCGUCAUCCGCAAUCUGAUUGACUCACAACAAUGAGAGGGCCAACUUAUAUUGAUCUGUCGGCUUCUGAAUUUUUACAUGCGAGAAAGCUAUUUCUUGCAUUUGAACUUGAAUUUUGGCUGGGCGGUGUUGGCAAAUGAGGUUCCUUCUCUUAAGGAGCAAACUGAAUAAGAAUUUCGGGCCCAGUCCUUUACAAGAAGAGGGAUUGAAGUAUGCAAGUGCGCACAUUGCCUACGCACUGUAAAUUAGCUUUUGUUUUUCAGUUCUUGAAACCCUGCGAUCUUUUACGGCGGAUGUGAAUAAUGCUGCAUAUUGCAAAUUUUGUGAAAUAAGUUAUGGUUUCUUCCCGAACAAA